Messenger RNA from Tinamus guttatus (white-throated tinamou), 1460 nucleotides. RefSeq names its product ER lipid raft associated 1 (gene ERLIN1). Gene Ontology annotation, biological process: SREBP signaling pathway. The record is from RefSeq and is a predicted model, not a curated record. NCBI's taxonomy places the organism in Eukaryota, Metazoa, Chordata, Aves, Tinamiformes, Tinamidae. Gene Ontology annotation, cellular component: endoplasmic reticulum membrane; endoplasmic reticulum. Gene Ontology annotation, molecular function: cholesterol binding; ubiquitin protein ligase binding.
AUGAAGAACUCCCGAAAUAGGGUUAUUCGUGAUGAUCCUCGAGAGCCUCGACUGGAGCUGGCUGAAGUAGCCCGGGGAGAGGAGCCAACCUCUGGAGCCGCCCUGGGCACCUGGGAGCAGAAGAAGGAGCGGGUGGCAGCCAGCGCGGAGCGUUCGGGCCUCCUCGUCGUCUUCCUCUACGCCGCCAUCCACAAGGUCGAGGAGGGGCACCUGGCCGUGUAUUACAGGGGCGGUGCGCUUUUAACCAGCCCGAGCGGACCUGGCUACCACAUCAUGCUUCCCUUCAUUACUACCUUCAAAUCUGUGCAGACCACGUUGCAGACAGAUGAAGUUAAAAACGUGCCUUGCGGGACAAGUGGUGGCGUUAUGAUCUACAUUGACCGAAUAGAAGUGGUGAACAAACUGGCACCGUUCGCAGUGUACGAUAUAGUGAGAAACUACACUGCGGACUAUGAUAAGACCUUGAUCUUCAAUAAAAUUCAUCACGAGCUGAAUCAGUUCUGCAGUGCCCAUACUCUUCAGGAAGUAUACAUCGAGCUGUUCGAUCAGAUAGAUGAGAAUCUGAAGCUGGCCCUGCAGAAAGAUCUCAAUGUCAUGGCACCAGGUCUCACUAUACAGGCUGUGCGUGUUACAAAACCCAAAAUCCCAGAAGCCAUCCGAAGAAAUUUUGAGCUGAUGGAGGCCGAGAAGACCAAGCUCCUCAUAGCAGCCCAGAAGCAGAAAGUUGUAGAGAAGGAGGCAGAGACAGACCGGAAGAAAGCACUCAUAGAAGCAGAGAAAGCUGCUCAGGUGGCCAAGAUUCACUAUCAGCAGAAGAUUAUGGAGAAGGAAACGGAGAAGCGAAUUUCGGAGAUUGAAGAUGCUGCGUUCCUAGCGAGAGAGAAGGCCAAAGCGGAUGCCGAGUACUAUACCGCUCGGAAGCUGGCUGAUUCCAACAAGCUGAAACUCACUCCAGAGUAUCUGGAACUAAUGAAAUACCAUGCAAUAGCUGCAAACAGCAAGCUGUAUUUUGGCGACAGCAUCCCCAGCGUCUUUUUGGAUUCCUGUGCCUUCCAGCAAACUGGCGUGAGGACUGCUCAAGAAACCAGCCUGUCCUCACAGGAGACCCCAGAGACCUCUGGGAAAAGCCACCACAAAGCAAAGGAAAGCAUGGGCUGACAGAGGCAGAAAGAUCCCUGGAAGAGCUCAGCAGCUAGCCCAGCUGUGGAUGGGGAUUGCCCUGUGUGGUGGGGCGGAUGCAGCACCUGCGUGGACGUCUUGCAGAUCGGUGGCAGUUGGGUUGAUUUUUCUUCUAGCAACACGUUGCAAGUGCUCUGCCCCUUCCAUUUCUUCCCCUAUUGGUGCUUCCAAAUGAGGGAUAAUCCUGUACUAACAUACCUAUACUGGAAUAUUAAAAAGACAGAAACCAGGAAAGCCUUCUGCAGUAGGUGCGAUUCUUUAGCAAGCAUGACCUUUGGGGC